Messenger RNA from Medioppia subpectinata, 3363 nucleotides. NCBI's taxonomy places the organism in Eukaryota, Metazoa, Arthropoda, Arachnida, Sarcoptiformes, Oppiidae. The record is from the annotation of a GenBank genome assembly.
AUGCACAGUCUUCGGCAAAAUGGCUGUAAUGUUGUGGCCAUGGAUUGCAGGCGAAGAAGCGAUGUUUGCGUCAGAUUUAAUGAGAUAAUUGGUUUGUUUGUCGAUCACUACGGCUUUGAAUCGGUUCUCGUCUUAAUAUGUGAUCUAAACUCUGAUGUCUUUUCGGCCAUUCGUUCGGCGAAACGCAAAGAAGUGUCGGUUCUUCUCAUUUAUGGCAAUACUUCAGACCAAUUGCUUGUCUCAGCCGUCGAUCGCGAUGUCUAUCGAUUCGAUGAUGUCUUUGGGUUUAAUGUGAAGACAACUGAUUCAGUAGUGGAUAAUUCAUGGCCAGCGAUGGACGACUCGAUCAAUGAAUUUUGUCGUCAAUUUGAUUAUAAGAUUGGAUUCAAUUCAAGAGAUUAUCGAGAAGUGGAAUACAAUAACAUAAACGACAGCCAAAUGUCUAAAUCACAACUUAGAAGUUGUGUCCAACACUUGAGGUCAUUCAUCAACGAUCACAUGAGCGACACAUGUCUUGAAUACGAAUUCAUAUGUAUUUGUCAUUCAAUACAAUCCAAUCAUUCAAUGAUUGAAAGUCUUCGGCAAAAUGGCUGUAAUGUUGUGGCCAUGGAUUGCAGACGAAGAAGCGAUGUUAGCGUCAGAUUUAAUGAGAUAAUUGGUUUGUUUGUCGAUCACUACGGCUUUGAAUCGGUUCUCGUCUUAAUAUGUGAUCUAAACUCUGAUGUCUUUUCCGCCAUUCGUUCGGCGAAACGCAAAGAAGUGUCGGUUCUUCUCAUAUAUGGCAAUACUUCAGACCAAUUGCUUGUCUCAGCCGUCGAUCGCGAUGUCUAUCGAUUCGAUGAUGUCUUUGGGUUUAAUGUGAAGACAACUGAUUCAGUAGUGGAUAAUUCAUGGCCAGUGAUGGACGACUCGAUCAAUGAAUUUUGUCGUCAAUUUGAUUAUAAGAUUGGAUUCAAUUCAAGAGAUUAUCGAGAAGUGGAAUACAAUAACAUAAACGACAGCCAAAUGUCUAAAUCACAACUUAGAGGAAUAGAUGUUGUUGACCACCGAUUGAAUGCCGCAAUGGUUGAGAUGGAAUUCGCGGACAAUCCAAUUAACAAUUCACUGGUAAUGUGUGGCAAUUCUUCGACAACUCAUUUGAGGCCAUUGUCUCCGAUUGAAGUACAAAUUGACGAUAAAUGCAAAUCAGUUAUAAUAGGUUUGUAUACGAAAGCCAACGACAAUGUGCUUCAAUUGGUCCGCGAUUUUGUGAAGAGUUGGAGAGAACCGACUCUCGACGAGUCUGUCGUCUUAAGUGUGAAUCGCGAAAAGGAGUUUAUUGGUCGCAGCGGAAGGGCUAGUCUUAUAGUGACCGCAAUCGACGCCAAGACUAACAACAAAAUAUUAAACGUCGCGAAGAAAUGCUUCACUUCUAGAGUGGAAAGGAUUUAUUGGAAUCAAUUGCGAAGAUCUCAAAAAGAUAGGCCUAAAGUAUGCAAAGAGCAGUGUAUGUCACUUGUUAUAGGCCUGUGGAGCCGACACAACGAGAAUGUGCUCAACACUAUCAGACAAUUGGUCAAGAGUUGGCAUUUGAUUGACUUUGAUGUCAAUCAUAUCGUUUGUGUCGAUCGCGCGAAGAGAUUCAAAGGCAGGGACGGAAAGGCGGCACUCAUUGUAUACACCGAUUCAGUCAAUAGUUUGUAUACGAAAGCCAACGACAAUGUGCUUCAAUUGGUCCGCGAUUUUGUGAAGAGUUGGAGGGAACCGACUCUCGACGAGUCUGUCAUCUUAAGCGUGAAUCGCGAAAAGGAGUUUAUUGGUCGCAGCGGAAGGGCUAGUCUUAUAGUGACCACAAUCGACGCCAAGACUAACAACAAAAUAUUAAACGUCGCGAAGAAAUGCUUCACUUCCAGAGUGGAAAGGAUUUAUUGGAAUCAAUUGCGAAGAUCUCAAAAAGAUAGGCCUAAAGUAUGUAAAGAGCAGUGUAUGUCACUUGUUAUAGGCCUGUGGAGCAGAUCCAACGAUAAUGUGCUCAAUACUAUCAGACAAUUGGUCAAGAGUUGGCAUUUGAUUGACUUCGAUGUCAAUCAUAUCGUUUGUGUCGAUCGCGCGAAGAGAUUCAAAGGCAGGGACGGAAAGGCGGCACUCAUUGUAUACACCGAUUCAGUCGAUAUUAUUGACGUUUGCGACCAAAACUACAUUUGGAUCCGGAUAUUGACCGAAAUGCGUUUGUAUCCAAUUCUGUUGCAAAACGGUUUGGCCGGUAAUACCGAGCAAUGGUUUAUUACAAGACCUGGUCUUCUCUACACAAAUGGCACUUAUAUUGAAAAUAACGGACUCAUCAACGAUUGCCUAUCACGCGGUUCUGUGGCCAAUACAUUGCCGUUUGUAUUGUCUGCCUGUGGUUAUGAUGUUUGGUUAGAAAACCUAAGAGGAAAUUAUAGAUAUUGGUCGUUUAAUUUGGAUCAAUACAGUAGCUAUGAUCUGACCGCUAAUAUUAAAUAUAUUUUGGAUACAACAAAAUCAAAAACUCUUGGUUAUAUUGGUUUCUCGUUGGGUAACACAAUAAUGUUUCAAUUGCUGGCAUCACAACCACAAUACUCACUGAUUAUAAAACCAUUCAUAUCUUUGGCCAGUUUUGUAUAUUUAGAAAAUAUAAGAUCUCCUCUUUUAAGACUGACGGAUGUGUUUGAGCCGUUGUUUAGGUUUAUUCUCUUACGUCAAAAGCAGUCCGAAUCGGAGGCUUCGGUCAAAAACAACCCGCUUUUGGCCGAUAUUUUUGCGAGCGUCUGUAUUCUCAUAUACUUUCUUAUCGGGGGAUUUGAUUUGGAAAAUCUCGAUAAAGUAAAACUUGGCGCUCACUUUCCUGAUUCCCUGUCGUCGAUUGUGUUGGCACAUGUGGGACAACGGAUUCAUUUCAAUACAUUUAAUGAUGAUUUACUUCGCAGUCAACUGACAGUGAACCCAUACGCUGAUUAUGUGGUGCCAUUCAAUGGCUGGACUCACGGAGACUUUCUCUAUGCUAAUAGUGUCGGGCGUUAUAUCCCGAUAUUGACAGGAAUUCGAGUGAACUCAUCAGAUCUCGAGCACGGCUUCUUUCAAAACUCGGAUAAUUGGCUUAUAAGUAGUGUUGGAGUCCUCGACGGUAAUGGUGUCUAUUCAGAAGAUAAUUCAAUCGUAAACAACUGUUUUGAUUCCGAUUCUGUGGCCAAUACUUUGCCUUUUGUAUUGUCUUCAUGUGGUUAUGAUGUCUGGUUAGGAAAUAUAAGAGGUAACAGUUCAGAUCCGAAGCCAUUGGCCAGAUUGGGUUCGCUCUCACCAUUAAUUGGUCGACACAAACUCCCCGAUUGUUUGCACACUUUCCUGACAGCAGCUCAACGAUAG